Messenger RNA from Plasmodium vinckei vinckei, 996 nucleotides. Its product is annotated as protein kinase 7, putative. Gene Ontology annotation, biological process: protein phosphorylation. The coding region runs from base 1 to 996 and encodes 331 amino acids. The record is from RefSeq and is a predicted model, not a curated record. Gene Ontology annotation, molecular function: protein serine/threonine kinase activity; ATP binding. The transcript has 3 exons. NCBI's taxonomy places the organism in Eukaryota, Apicomplexa, Aconoidasida, Haemosporida, Plasmodiidae. Gene Ontology annotation, cellular component: cytoplasm.
AUGAGGGAAAUUCUAGGCAAUUAUGAAAACGUAAUUCAUCUUAAUAAAUAUAAAAAAGGUGAAGAUAUUUUUAUAAACGAUUAUAAGAUCAUUAAAACUAUUCAUGAGGGAAAAUAUUCCAAAAUAAUAAUGUGUGAUAAAGAUGGGGAACUAUAUGCUCUUAAAAAAUAUGAGAAAAGAUUUCUUGAAAAAAAAAGAGAAUUUCAAAAGAAAACAAAAGAUAAUAAAGUUAUUAUAAAAACAAAAUAUGAUGACUUGAAAAAUGAAUUAAAAAUAAUAACAGAUAUAAAAAAUGAAUAUUGCUUAAGUUGUAUAGAAAUUAUAACAAAUAAUGAUGAAGUUUAUAUUGUAAAUAAAUAUAUGGAAAAUGGAUCUAUAUUAAAAUAUGACCAUUGGUUUUUUAUUUUUCAUUCAAAUGAGUCAUAUUUUAUUCCAAUUCCUGUUAUAAAAUGUAUGAUAAAAAAUAUUUUAAAAUCUCUCCUGUACGUUCAUACAAAAAAAAAUAUAUGUCACAGGGACAUUAAACCAUCAAAUAUUUUGCUAGACAAAAAUGGCAUAAUUAAAUUAAAUGAUUUUGGUGAUUCUGAAUAUAUGGUUAAUAAAAAAAUUAAAGGAACUAGGGGGACAUAUAAAUUCAUGCCCCCCGAAUUUUUUGGUAAUACGAAAUGCUAUUAUGGAGAAAAGGUUGACAUAUGGAGUUUAGGAAUUUGUAUAUACGCUUUGUUUUACAAAGUUUUACCAUUUUCGAAUAAAACCGGUUUAAUUAAUUUAUUUCAAGAAAUCGCUAAGGAGGAAAUAAAAUAUCACAUAGAUAGAAAUUAUUUUUUAUCAAAGGUCAGAAAACAGGCUACUAAAACAAGUAGUCAUAAUAGUUUAUCAAAUGAAGAUAUAAAUUUUUUGAAACUUUUUUUAAAAAAAAAACCUACUGAACGAUGUACUGCUGAGGAAGCUCUUGUAAGUCUUCCACAAAAAUACAAAAUGAUCAUUAAAACGUAG